UCUUCCACUUGGCCUCAUACUUCAUCCCCUUCGGUUCAAUUCCGCGAUGAACAGAUGGACAUGGCAUGAUGAAGCCUUCCCUUCAAAUACUCUCGUCUUGGCCGAUGCUCUCUUGAUCUGUUCCUUUCCGUACCAGAGCAAGUCCUUCUCCACUUGCCCGCAACAUCCAGUACACAACUCUCAGCAUCAUGGCACCCUCGGAUUUAAGUCAUGAUUCCACCAUCCUCAUUGUUGGUGCAGGUGUCUGGGGAUGCUCAACGGCUUUGCACUUGGUCCGUCGUGGCUACAAGAAUGUCACGGUGCUAGAUCCCUAUACCGUUCCCUCUGCGAUUGCAGCUGGGAAUGAUAUCAACAAAAUCAUGGAACAUCGAGAGCCGAAGGAAUCUGAUACGGAUCCCCGCAGCAUUGCUUUUGCUACCUGCACCCGUGCUGCCUUGAAAGGCUGGAAAACAGAUCCCGUUUUCAAGCCAUAUUUCCAUGAAACCGGCGUGGUUGUAUCGGGUCACACCCCUGCGUUGAUCGAACACAUUCGCGAGACAGAAAUUGAACCUUCGAUGGGCGACUUUGUGAAGCUGGAAACGGCAGAGGACUUUCGCAAGACAAUGCCGGCAGGAGUCUUGACUGGCAAGUUCCCCGGCUGGCAGGGCUGGCUCAACAAAUCCAACGCGGGAUGGAUCCACGCCCAAAAAGCCAUGGUAUCCGCCUACACGGAAGCCAAGCGCUUGGGAGUUAAGUUUCUUACCGGGUCCCCGCAAGGAAAUGUUGUGGCUCUAGUCUUUGAGAAUGGCGAUGUUGUGGGAGCAAGAACAUCUGAUGGCGUGGUUCAUCGCGCGGACCGCACCAUUUUGUCGGCUGGUGCGGGCAGUGACCGGCUUCUGGACUUUGAGAAGCAGCUGCGUCCUACAGCCUGGACUUUGUGCCAUAUCAAGAUGACUCCCGAAGAGGCCAAACGUUACAAGAAUCUACCCGUGCUGUUCAACAUUGCUAAGGGCUUCUUCAUGGAGCCCGAUGAGGAUAAGCAUGAGUUGAAGAUUUGCGAUGAGCAUCCCGGCUACUGCAACUUUGUUCCUGAUCCUAAGCGGAAUGGUGACAUCAGGAGUAUCCCAUUUCCAGCACACCAGAUUCCGCUAGAAGCCGAGGCUCGUGCUAGGGACUUUCUCCGGGACACAAUGCCGCAGCUUGCAGACCGACCGCUUUCCUUUGCUCGUAUCUGCUGGGAUGCUGAUACGCCAGAUCGUGCCUUCUUGAUUGAUCGGCAUCCCAAGCAUCCUUCGUUGGUCGUUGCUGUAGGAGCAUCCGGUAACGGCGCGAUGCAGAUGCCUUCAAUUGGAGGAUUUAUCGCGGACGCACUGGAAGGUCAUCUCCAGAAGGAAGUGAAAGAUGUUGUCCGCUGGAGACCAGAGACGGCCGUUGACCGGGACUGGAAAGCGACCCAGAAUCGUUUUGGUGGCCCGGAUGCAAUCAUGGACUUCCAGAAGGUCAAGGAGAGUGCCUGGACCAAGAUUAGCGAGAAAAGCCGGCUAUAGGGAAAUCGAAGUGCAACCUGCGUCUUCAUCUACCGUCAUACUUAUGUAGGUAGGGAGAUAGUAUGACAAGCUAACUCGUAAUGAGAUAUGUGC
This is a messenger RNA of Aspergillus aculeatinus CBS 121060, 1619 nucleotides long. RefSeq names its product NAD(P)/FAD-dependent oxidoreductase. NCBI's taxonomy places the organism in Eukaryota, Fungi, Ascomycota, Eurotiomycetes, Eurotiales, Aspergillaceae. The record is from RefSeq and is a predicted model, not a curated record. Gene Ontology annotation, molecular function: saccharopine oxidase activity; flavin adenine dinucleotide binding; sarcosine oxidase activity. The transcript is spliced from 2 exons. The coding region runs from base 189 to 1526 and encodes 445 amino acids.